Molecule: messenger RNA, 571 nt
Organism: Monosiga brevicollis MX1
Lineage: Eukaryota; Choanoflagellata; Craspedida; Salpingoecidae
Exons: 4
Coding region: 1-525 (174 amino acids)
Biological process (GO): protein ubiquitination
Molecular function (GO): protein binding
Source: RefSeq, a predicted model, not a curated record
AUGCCUCGCCUACAGUACGACAUGGUUACGGGUGGACACGACGGCCUCGUCAAGUUUUGGGAUGUUCGAAGCCUGGCCCGGCCGGUCUAUCAAAUGCGCCAACAUUCACACUGGCAUGUUUUUGGGGAAUUUUUUUUUCUUGACUUUCUCACCCAGGCCACCUUGGCUCUCAUGAAGAUGAGUGAACGGACGACGAGCGCGCGCUAUAAUCCGUUCCACGAACGUUUGGUGUUGACGUCGGGCACAGAUGGGCGCGUGUUGUUGACCAAUGCACCUAUCAUCUCUUCUGCCCUCUCCUAUGAGCGAGGAGAGUCUGAUGACAGUGAGCUGACGGAAGGCCAGCGCCAGGCAAGGCACAUGUUGAGCAAACCCGGCACAGUGGCCAUCUAUGAAGAACAUGAAGACAGUGUCUCAGCACUGACGUGGCAUCGAGGAGAUGCAUGGACCUUUGCUUCACUAUCGUGUGAUGGGCGCUUAAGUAUAUGCCGAGUGCCUGAUGAUAUCAAGUUUAGCAUCUUACUUUGAGAAAACGCUCUUCCCGUGUACACGCCAAAUUGAGUCAGGUUUCAGG